Molecule: messenger RNA, 2340 nt
Organism: Hansenula anomala
Lineage: Eukaryota; Fungi; Ascomycota; Saccharomycetes; Phaffomycetales; Wickerhamomycetaceae
Gene: PMT1
Product: dolichyl-phosphate-mannose-protein mannosyltransferase PMT1
Exons: 1
Coding region: 1-2340 (779 amino acids)
Biological process (GO): protein O-linked glycosylation via mannose
Cellular component (GO): membrane; endoplasmic reticulum
Molecular function (GO): dolichyl-phosphate-mannose-protein mannosyltransferase activity
Source: RefSeq, a predicted model, not a curated record
AUGGCUCCAAAGAAAACCAGACAACAAACUAAUGAGAAAUCAUCUCAUGUUGAAGAAUUGGAUCCAGUCACUGAAUUCGUUUUCGAAAAAGGUGUCGACCGUCCAUUCUUGAUUACUACUCCUCCUCCAAAUUUAUCACAUCUACGUUCAGUUACAACUUUUAAAGAACGUUUAUUCUUAGCUGCAUUAGUUAUCUUUGCCCUAUUUAUCAGAUUACAAAUACUUUAUCAACCAAACUCAGUUGUUUUCGAUGAAGUUCAUUUUGGUGGAUUUGCUAAAAAAUAUAUUUUAGGCACUUUCUUCAUGGAUGUUCAUCCUCCAUUAGCAAAAUUAUUAUUCGCUGGUGUUGCUUCAUUAGCUGGUUUCAAAGGUGAUUUUGGUUUUGAAAAGAUUGGUGAUGUUUACCCAGAAACAACUCCAUACUUUUGGAUGCGUGCAUUCCCAGCUGUUUUAGGUGUCGGUACUGUUGUGUUAUUGUAUUUGACAUUAAGAGCUUCAGGUGUUAGACCAUUAGUUGCAUUCAUUACUGGUUUAAUUUUCACAUAUGAAAAUGCCAAUGUUACCAUCUCAAGAUACAUUUUAUUAGAUUCACCAUUAAUCUUCUUCAUCUCUGCAGCAGUUUAUGGUGCUAAAAGAUUUGAAAAUGAAAUUCCAUUCUCUUUCCAAUGGUAUAGAGCUUUAGUUUCCACUGGUGUCGCCCUAGGGUUAGCUCUCUCAUCAAAAUGGGUUGGUUUAUUCACCGUUGCUUGGGUUGGUGCAUUGAAUGUUUGGGAUUUAUGGUUUUUAAUUGGUGAUUUAACUGUUCCAGUUUGCAAAAUCUUCAAACACACCAUCGCUAGAGGUUUAAUCUUGUUGGGUAUCCCACUUGUCUUAUACUUGACUUUCUUUGCUGUUCACUUCAAAGUCUUGUACAAAGAAGGUGAUGGUGCUGCUUUCAUGUCUUCAGCUUUCAGAUCAACUUUACAAGGUAACAAAAUUCCAGGUAAUAUUUUAGCCGAUGUUGGUGUUGGCUCAGUUAUCUCUAUCCGUCACAUUGAUACUCAAGGUGGUUACUUGCAUUCCCAUGAUUCUCUAUAUGAAACUGGUUCAAAGCAACAGCAAAUUACUUUGUACCCACACUUGGAUACCAACAAUAAUUGGUUGGUUGAAUUAUAUGAUGCUACUGAAGCACCAACUUCAUUCCAACAAAUCCAAGAUGGUACCAAAAUCAGAUUAAAACAUAUUUUAACUGGUCGCCGUUUACACUCUCAUGAUCACAAAUGUCCUGUUACUGAAAAUGACUGGCAAAAGGAAGUUUCAGCUUAUGGUUAUGAAGGUUUCGAAGGUGAUGCUAAUGAUGAUUUUGUUGUUGAAAUUCAAAAAGCUUACACCAAAUCACCAGAUGCUCAACAAAACCUGACUGCUUUACAAUCUGUUAUUAGAUUACGUCACGCUAUGACUGGUUGUUACUUGUUUUCUCAUGAAGUUAAAUUACCAAAAUGGGGUUUCGAACAACAAGAAGUUACUUGUGCUACUCAAGGUGUUUUAUCAAAAUCUUUAUGGUAUGUUGAACAAAAUGAAAAUCCAUUUUUACCAGCAGAUGCUAGAAGGGUUAAUUACAAACAACCAUCUUUAAUCGAAAAAACCAUUGAAGCACAUCAAAGAAUGUGGCACAUUAACCAAAACUUGAAUGCUCCUCACAACUGGCAAUCAUUACCAAACACAUGGCCAUUAUUGAGCCGUGGUAUUAACUACUGGGGUGAAGAUAAUCGUCAAAUCUAUUUGUUAGGUAAUGCUCCAACUUGGUGGGCUUCUACUGCUGUCAUUGUCAUCUUUGCAGUUUAUGCCGCUACUCAAAUCUUGAGAUGGCAAAAGGGUGCAAGUGUUGGUGUUGAUCGUCAUAUUUAUAACUUCAAUGUCCAAACUUUCAAGUAUAUUCUUGGUUGGAUUAUUCAUUUUGCUCCAUCAUUCUUAAUGGGUCGUCAAUUAUUCUUACACCAUUAUUUACCAGCUUAUUAUUUUGCUAUUUUGACCUUGGGCCACUUCUUGGACAUUAUUGUUAGUUAUAUCUUUGCUAAGAAGAGAAGUAUUGGUUACACUUUAAUCAUUAUCUUUUCAUUGAUUUCAUUCUUAUUCUAUGUCAACUACUCUCCAUUGAUUUACGGUACACCAUGGACCAAAGCACAAUGUGAAGCUUCAAAAUUAGUUGAUACCUGGGAUUAUGACUGUAACAAAUUCCAUGAAAGUUUAAGUGAUUACAAUAUUCCACCAAAAAUCUUUGAACCAAGUGAAUCAUAUGGUGGUGCUCAACCAAUUGCUUCUCAACAAAAUGUUGGAGGUCAACAAGUUCUCCAAGGGUAA